This is a messenger RNA of Polistes dominula (European paper wasp), 1665 nucleotides long. It is a transcript of the gene Ptx1, whose product is annotated as pituitary homeobox homolog Ptx1. Gene Ontology annotation, biological process: anatomical structure morphogenesis; regulation of transcription by RNA polymerase II. Gene Ontology annotation, molecular function: DNA-binding transcription factor activity, RNA polymerase II-specific; RNA polymerase II cis-regulatory region sequence-specific DNA binding. The record is from RefSeq and is a predicted model, not a curated record. NCBI's taxonomy places the organism in Eukaryota, Metazoa, Arthropoda, Insecta, Hymenoptera, Vespidae. Gene Ontology annotation, cellular component: nucleus.
AUGGAGCGCGGGGGCGGAGGCGGGGGGAGCCUCGAGCUCGCCGGCGGAGGUGGCGGAGGAGGCGGAGGAGGCGCCGGAAACGCGGAACUCUGCCUCCAAGAUCUCGUCACCAACAACACUAGUCUAUCCGUUCAACAUCAUCAGCACGCUGCUGCGGCAGCAUCCAUGGCUGGACUCCACGGUGAUCAUCUUCAAGGUAGCAUGCAUCAUCACGACAUUCAUGGUAAUUCGCAUCAUGAUGCUACCACUAUGCUACACAAUUCUAGUCAUCAGUUGCAUCACGAACCGUUGGAGAAACUUAAACUAUGGGCUCAAAGCGAUUUCCGAGACGAAACGAACGGUGGCUUGGCAAGGCUCGAUUCAACGGGUCAUGGGGCACAUACACCGGGUGGAAGCAAUCCUGGUACACCUGGUGUCACUUCGACGAUGACACAGUCAGCAGGAUUUUCAACGGCUCAACCAAGAUCACGCACAAAUACCACGCAUAGGCCGAACAUACAAAAAGGUAUUGGAACAAUAGAAGUUAAACACGAGUUGGGUGCCGGUGGUGGUGUCGUAUCUCCCGAUGGUGUUGUUGGCGUCAACGACACGGAUGACAAGGACGGUAAAAAGAACAAACGGCAAAGGCGACAAAGGACACACUUCACAUCUCAACAACUUCAGGACUUGGAGGCCACGUUUAUGAGAAACCGAUAUCCGGAUAUGUCCAUGAGGGAAGAAAUUGCGUUGUGGACGCACUUGACGGAAGCUCGAGUCAGGGUGUGGUUUAAGAACAGGCGAGCAAAAUGGAGAAAGAAGGAAAGGAACGCUUUGAAUGCAGCAGCUGCAGCCGCUGAUUUUGGGAAAUCAGGUUUCAGUACGGCCAGUUUGAAUGGAUUUAUCGGACAACCCUUUCCAGAUCCGGACACUCUUUAUAGUUCGUAUAGCACUUACAACAACUGGGCGGCUAAGGUACCGUCGCCUCUAAGUAGUAAAACGUUUCCAUGGGUGAAUACUUUGAGCUCGGUGGUACCAACCGCUUCUCAUCAUCAUCAUCACGCUCAAGUUAGUCCCGUGAAUUGUUUCAACGCGUCAACCUCGGUAGCCGGAAGUCAUGUAAGCGGCAUGUCGGUAUCCGUCGGUCAAGCCGCUACCUCGAUGUUACCUGGAAUGAGUUCGGGAUUGGGGGUAGCUGGUUCUCCUGUAGCAGCAUCGAGCGCCGCGUGUCCUUACGCGGCUCCAGCAGCGCCGCAUCAUCCCUACGGUCCACCGGUUUAUACGCCCCAUCAUAGAACGGCCGCACCGCCAGAAACGUGCACGGUAAUGACGUCUAGCAGCAUCGCUUCUUUACGAUUGAAGGCUAAACAACACAGCAGCGGUUACGGUGGUUCAACUGGUGGAUCAUUUGGUGCUGGUGGUGGUAGUGGUGGUGGUGGUGGUGGUGGUGGUGGUGGUGGUGGUACGAGCGGUGCAACUACCGGUAGCAUAAGUCCAGUGAGUUCAAGGGCGUCCUCGGUCGGUGGUAGUCUCAGUGCCUGUCAAUAUGCUUUGACGAGCGGCGGUGGAGGCGCCGGCGGCGCUGGCGGGGCGAAUCCUCAUUCGCCAGGUGGACCCGAGGCUCACGCGACCGCGAGAGCCCAGGUCUGAGGCGAAGCGGGGGCUACAUCUAGCCCCCAUCAUCACGGU